Messenger RNA from Drosophila busckii, 1468 nucleotides. RefSeq names its product mitochondrial import receptor subunit TOM40 homolog 1-like. Gene Ontology annotation, cellular component: mitochondrial outer membrane; mitochondrial outer membrane translocase complex. Bases 197 to 1366 code for a protein of 389 amino acids. Gene Ontology annotation, molecular function: transmembrane protein transporter activity. The record is from RefSeq and is a predicted model, not a curated record. Gene Ontology annotation, biological process: protein import into mitochondrial matrix. Lineage: Eukaryota; Metazoa; Arthropoda; Insecta; Diptera; Drosophilidae. The transcript is spliced from 2 exons.
AUUCUUACAAUUAAUCUCUAGUCUAUGUAUAGUUUUCUUUUUUUGUUGUUGCUUUUUCGACAAUUUCUAAACAGCACAGAGUCACAGCUAAAAAUCAUUUUGUGCAACUUACACAUUUGGUCGGGUCAGUUAAAUAUCUAUAUAGGAUAUAUAUAUAUAUAUAUAUAUUGUACGGAGUUUACAGAGAGCAGAGACCAUGGGCAAUAUACAACAACAACAACAGCAGCUGGGAGCGCAGAAUUCGUCGUCGUCGUCGUCGUCGUCGUCGCCGGAGCGUUUGGGUAAGCACAAGUUUUAUAGAUUUCUGGGCAUACGCUUGGCCAACGAGGGCGACGGCUAUGAGGAUGAGAAGCGAGCUCUAAACUGGAAGCUGGAUCGACUCAAUGAGCAGCUGCGCAAGGAAGAGUAUCCCAAGUCGGUGACGCUGGCAGCGCUGCCCAGCGCUGAGCUGGCGGAGCACAAAACGCAGGCGCCAGCGAAGACAUCAAAGCUACGUCAACCUGGCACCGUGGCCGAGUUGCAUCGUUGCUGCCACGACAUGUUGCCGCAGUGCUUCGAGGGCUUUCGCCUGAAUGUGUCGCGUGCACUGGGGCACAGCUCGGUGGCAGUUGGCCAUAUGUUGCAAGUGGGCCAUAAGCCGCAACUUGCCGCCUGCCAGUUCAAUGUGAGCUACAGCGGCGACUCACUGCAGCCGUCGAGCGGCGAGAGCUAUCCGCUGCUGCUGGGCGAACUGGAUGCACGUGGCAAUGCCACAGCCACUGUGAUGCACUAUCUGACGCAGCGGCUGCGUGGCAAGUUCACGGCGCAUAUUGCGGACUCGGCGUUGCAAAGCUCGCGUUUGUUUUUCGACUAUUUCGGCGACACUUUCAGUUGCACCUGCGUGCUCAGCAACAUUGACGUGCAACAGCGCAUGGGCGUCUUUGUGGCAAGCUACUUGCAACAGCUGACGCCACGCCUGGCGCUCGGCCUGGAUUUUAUCUAUCAGCGUGAGGACAUCGUGCCAGGCGGCCAAGCAGCGCUGCUCUCCGCCGUUGGACGCUACCAGGAAGGCAACAAGCAAUGGUCCGCCAUGUUCAGUUUGAACGCCCUCGAGCUUUGCUAUAGCCAAAUAUAUGGCGAGAAUUUGGGCGCCAGCGUUCAACUGCAGGUGAACAUCUUGAAGCGUCAGGCCAUCUCACGUUUGUGCUAUCAUUGCUACAUGUCCAGGCUCUGCUUCAGCUUUCGCGGCGGCAUCGAUACGCGCGGCGUCAUCAGCGCCGUCUGCGAGAAGCGCCUCGAGCCGCUGCCCGUUGUCCUCGAGCUUAGCGCCAAGAUGAAUCAUGUGACCAACCGCUUUCGCUUUGGCCUGGGGCUAGUCAUGGGUUAACCACAACCUAAACAACAAUUCUCUCUCUCUCUCUCUCUCUCUCUGUCUCUAACUUCAAUAUAAUAAAACUGCAAGUCUUGUUUGUUAUGUAAGAAAAUCUAA